GCCUGCAGCCGCUGGUUUCACUGCUCGCUAAAGCAGACAACAAGCAGCUCCUGGCUGCUGCCACUGGGGCCAUUUGGAAGUGUUCCUUCAGCAUGAAGAAUGUAGCUAUAAUCAUUGACCAGCUUGAUGGAGUCCGCCUGGUGUGGUCACUGCUAAAGAACCCCAGCACAGAAGUUCAGUCUAGUGCUGCAUGGGCCCUUUGUCCGUGCAUUGAGAAUGCUAAGGAUGCCAGGGAAAUGGUUCUGUUCCUGAUCGGUGGACUGGAACUGAUUGUUCAUUUGCUGAAGUCAACAGUCAACAGGGCAUCCUUUGGUGAAUAUGGAGCCGUUGGUCCUUUGGUCCGUUACCUGGAGUCAAAGGACACUUCAGUCCUCAUGAGCACAGCCAUGGCCCUGUACCAACUGUCCAAAGAGCCCAGCAACAUCAUCACCAUGCAUGAGGAAGGAGUCGUCCAGCAACUGAUCCACCUCACAGGCUCUGAUGACAGCAAGCUCCAGGAGUUUGCUGCUGGAUGUUUGCGCAACAUCCGUCUCCUGUCACUGGCCAAUCAGAGGGCCGCUUGUUCAAAUGAGAACCCCUGAUCUCAGCAGAAACCCUGGAAACCCACCAGAGACUGUAGGACAGGUAUCAGGAUGGUGAGCAGAAUCUGAUCUUUCCAGAUCCCCCCAAACAUC
Messenger RNA from Fundulus heteroclitus (mummichog), 674 nucleotides. RefSeq names its product armadillo repeat containing 4 (gene armc4). Lineage: Eukaryota; Metazoa; Chordata; Actinopteri; Cyprinodontiformes; Fundulidae. The record is from RefSeq and is a predicted model, not a curated record. The transcript is spliced from 4 exons. Bases 93 to 581 code for a protein of 162 amino acids. Gene Ontology annotation, molecular function: protein binding.